Alternaria arborescens is the source of this 615-nucleotide messenger RNA. RefSeq lists its product as hypothetical. The transcript is spliced from 3 exons. The record is from RefSeq and is a predicted model, not a curated record. Lineage: Eukaryota; Fungi; Ascomycota; Dothideomycetes; Pleosporales; Pleosporaceae. Gene Ontology annotation, biological process: cellular response to oxidative stress. Bases 1 to 615 code for a protein of 204 amino acids.
AUGUCUUCCCAAAAGUCUUUCAUGGACGCUGUCAAGGAGCGUCGCACCUACUACCAGCUCAACAAGGAGUCACCCAUCUCCGACAAGCAGAUCGCCGAGAUCGCUGAGAAGGCUCUCCUCCACGUCCCUUCAUCCUUCAACUCACAGAGCACCCGUCUGGUUGUGCUCCUCAACAAGGACCAUGAAAAGUUCUGGGACUUCGUCCUUGAGGUCUUGAAGCCUCUUACUCCUGAGGACCAGUUCCCCAAGACCGAGCAAAAGAUCAAGGGAUUCGGAGCUGCUAAGGGAACCAUUCUGUGCUACGAGGACCCUGAACCCGUCGAGGGCCUCCGCAAAGCUUUCCCUCUUUACGCCCACCACUUCGGUGACUGGUCUGAACACACCAACGCCAUGCACCAGUACGCUCUUUGGGUAGCUCUAGAGGCUGAGGGUUUCGGUGCCAACCUCCAGCACUACAACCCCAUCAUCGACCAGAAGGCCGCACAGGAGUGGGACAUCCCUCUUGGAUGGAAGCUCAGGGGCCAGUUGGUCUUUGGUGGACGUGCGGGCGAGCCUGGCGAGAAGCAGUUCCAGGAGGUGCAAGGCAAGAGGUUGUUUGUGCACGGAGCGCAGUAG